Acanthoscelides obtectus is the source of this 205-nucleotide messenger RNA. Lineage: Eukaryota; Metazoa; Arthropoda; Insecta; Coleoptera; Chrysomelidae. The record is from the annotation of a GenBank genome assembly.
AGAUGAAUCCAACAAAAUCUUAUAAGCCAAAGUCCAGCAGCGGUGGCCGCAGUAGUAGACUCUUCGGUCCCCUGAGUCGCCAUGCACUGUGGUAGGCGGUCUCCGACUGUCGAACGCGGAGGUACCACCCGGCGGAUCUCGUAGGCAGAGCCAGAAUGUGUGCAUGUUGCAUGCACACGUGUUCCCUCGCCAGAGUCCGUGUGGU